Euleptes europaea (tarantolino) is the source of this 846-nucleotide messenger RNA. It is a transcript of the gene CD80, whose product is annotated as CD80 molecule. Bases 1 to 846 code for a protein of 281 amino acids. Gene Ontology annotation, biological process: cellular response to lipopolysaccharide; immune response; cell surface receptor signaling pathway. The record is from RefSeq and is a predicted model, not a curated record. NCBI's taxonomy places the organism in Eukaryota, Metazoa, Chordata, Lepidosauria, Squamata, Sphaerodactylidae. The transcript has 5 exons. Gene Ontology annotation, cellular component: external side of plasma membrane.
AUGGGGGACCAGAAUCACUGGAUGCAGUAUGCUGGGCACACAAGCUCCCACAAGUCAGGUGUUGUUCAGAUGACUGAAGUGAAAGCCAAAGUAGGGGGGGUAGCUAAACUCCCUUGUGGUUAUAACAUACAUUCAGACAAUCCCCUGAAGCGCUACGGUGUCUACUGGCAAAAAUUUGUCGGCAAAGGUCAAACAGACCAGGUAGCAUUAUCUUACUGGGAAGGCAAAAAAGACAAAAUUGACCCCAUUUACCAGAACAGAACCACAAUGGACCAGCGGAAUUUGACACUUUGGAUCUCCUCCGUGAAAGUGUCAGAUGAAGGCAAAUACACCUGCUUAAUACUAAAAGAUCCUCUAUAUAGAAGAGAAUUAUACUUAUCUGUGGAGGCUGACUUUAGCAAUCCUAUCAUAAAUGUGACUCGACAUGCCUGCGGCUCAGCAUUAGUGACACUGCGAUGCUCUUCUUAUGGGGGAUACCCAAAGCCUAACAUGUCUGGGCUUCUGAAUAAUAAGGAAGUGGAAUGGACGCCUCAUUCCGUAUCUGACAACCAAACAGAACUCAUCAAUAUUACCAGCGAGUGGGAGCACAAUGUGACUGAAGAUAUAUUUUUCCAAUGCACAGUUUCUUAUCCAGGUUUCAGUGCAUCUGCCAGCUGCACAAUACCAAAGGAGUGCCCUGUGGUAAAACCUCCAUCACACUGGAUUAUGAUUGCUGUAAGCGUGAGCCUUGCCUGUGCUGUAGUGGUGGCGGCGCUGGCAAACAUCCAACGGACGCUUUCCAAUAUAAAACACCCUUCCCUCUCUAAACUCUUGGGAACUGUUUCUGAUCAGUUCCUUUCUGUUUGA